Molecule: messenger RNA, 2055 nt
Organism: Solanum dulcamara
Lineage: Eukaryota; Viridiplantae; Streptophyta; Magnoliopsida; Solanales; Solanaceae
Product: amino acid transporter AVT6C-like
Exons: 5
Coding region: 369-1688 (439 amino acids)
Biological process (GO): amino acid transmembrane transport
Molecular function (GO): amino acid transmembrane transporter activity
Source: RefSeq, a predicted model, not a curated record
AGGAAAAUAGAGGAACUUUGCAUUGAAUGUGGACGUUAGUCACAUGCGCUCAUUUCGGUGACUGCUCCCUCACUUUUGUCCUUUAAAUCGCUCUUCAUAUUUAAGGGGUUUUCCCUAAUUAUUAAAGGAUAGGGAAUCUAUACCCACCCAACCAUUAUUGUUCCCCAACUUCUAUCUCCAACUUCUAUCUCUUUUUGUCAAGAAUCUGACCAAUCUCAAUCGUUGUACUCUCUCUUUUUCUGGACAACAAGUUUUGAUUUUUGAUCCAAAGGGUUUCCGUGUUGGUGUUUGUAUUCUUGCAAAAUAUUCCAAAAUUGGCGAAAGGCUAAUUAAGUCUUGGUCUUUUCCAUCACCUUGCUAACACAAGGAUGACAAAGGAGAAGCAAGAUUGUGGGUCUCUUGCUCCUCUCUUACCCGUGGAACAGGAUGAAAGGUCAGGGGGAGGACGAUCAAUUUCUGGUGCCAUAUUCAAUAUCUCUACAGGAAUGGUUGGUGCUGGGAUUAUGUCUAUCCCUGCUACUUUUAAGGUUCUUGGUGUAAUUCCAAGCUUCUUUGUUAUCCUACUUGUUGGCUACUUUGUUGAGGUGACGGUCGAUUUCCUAUUGAAAUAUACCCAUUCGGGCCAGUCGGAUUCUUAUGGUGGCCUUAUGGCUGAGUCUUUUGGAAAGUUUGGUUCAUUUGCUCUUCAGAUUUGUGUCAUGAUCACUAAUCUUGGUGCCUUGAUUAUUUACUUGAUUAUUAUUGGGGAUGUCCUCUCAGGAAAUACUUCUGAUGGAUCAGUGCACUUGGGUACUCUACAGGAAUGGUUUGGCAUUCACUGGUGGACCUCACGGGCAUUUUCAGUUCUCGUUGUUGUGGUUUUUGUCAUGCUUCCAUUGCUCUCAUUUAAGCGCAUAGAUUCUCUGAGACAUGCAUCGGCAAUAUCAAUCCUCCUAGCUGUGCUGUUUGUUGUCAUAUGCUCGAUGAUGGCAAUACAUGCAAUGUGGGAGGGGAAAACACAAAAGUUGCGACUGGUACCAGAUUUCUCACGUGGAGUUUCCUUUUCUGAUCUGUUCACAACCAUUCCAGUUUUUGCUACUGCCUUUGGAUGUCAUGUUAAUGUUCAUCCAGUCAGAGCUGAGCUGGGAAGACCAUCUGAAAUGACAUCUGCUGUUCGCAUUUCUUUGAUAUUAUGUGUUUCCAUUUACUUUGCUGUGGGAUUCUUUGGGUACCUAUUGUUUGGGGACUCUAUCAUGGCUGACAUGCUGAUCAACUUUGAUCAAGCCUCUGACUCUUUAAUUGGUACAAUACUUAACGAUAUUGUUCGAUUGAGUUAUGCCAUUCAUCUCAUGCUGGUGUUUCCUGUGAUGAAUUAUUCUCUGAGGGUUAAUGUUGAUGAACUAUUCUUUCCUAAGAGACCUUUGUUGGCCACAGAACCAUUACGAUUCUUUUCCCUUACCUGUAUUUUACUUGCAUUCAUUUACGGAGGUGCUGUAGCCUUUCCAAAUAUUUGGUACUUCUUUCAGUUCAUGGGAACGACAACAGUCAUGUGCAUUAUGUUCAUAUUCCCGAGCUCAAUAGUUCUUAGAGAUGCUCACAACAUAGCUACAACUCGGGAAAAGAUAUUGGCUGUAGUGGUGAUCAUCUUUGCCAUUGGGACUAGUUCAGUUGCCAUAUACUCUAAUAUUGCCACUUAUAUUGCCAACUAAUGACCAACUUUACUGGGCUGCACUCUCAAAAUCAGUUGACCGAUGCCGGAAGGUAGUGAUCAGAAGAAGUUCUCGUGAGCAUUGGAAAAUCAUCAGUAAGCCAAUGAGAAGUGAGAUCAUCUUGUUCUUAGCAAUGCCUGCAUGGUUUUUGCGCUCAUCCAGGCAAAUGGGAAAGAACUCUUUGGUAUCUUUAUGGGGCUUUUCUUUUAUGCUCAAGUCAUACCAAGCAACUGCUUUGCUUUAACUGUUGAGGAUCUUGGAUGUUUUUAUUUCCACAAACCUUUUAUCUUCGACUAGGAAAAUAGGGAAUUCAUACUUGUCAAAUGAUGAUAUUCAAGAUAUAAUUUAGUUAUUUAUUUUUCAGAAA